Messenger RNA from Rhineura floridana, 9559 nucleotides. It is a transcript of the gene PIEZO2, whose product is annotated as piezo type mechanosensitive ion channel component 2. NCBI's taxonomy places the organism in Eukaryota, Metazoa, Chordata, Lepidosauria, Squamata, Rhineuridae. The transcript is spliced from 55 exons. Gene Ontology annotation, molecular function: mechanosensitive monoatomic ion channel activity; monoatomic cation channel activity. Gene Ontology annotation, biological process: detection of mechanical stimulus; cellular response to mechanical stimulus; regulation of membrane potential. Gene Ontology annotation, cellular component: plasma membrane. The record is from RefSeq and is a predicted model, not a curated record. Bases 908 to 9478 code for a protein of 2856 amino acids.
GCUCACCGGGGGACACCUGGCUUACAGCUAGUCCAGUCAGCGGCUGAGCUAGGUCCUUCUGGGCGAAGGCGGAGUCGCCGCCUGUAACUGGGGGCGGGUCUCAGCCGUCCUCGCCCUCCUUUCGCGAUUGGCUCGAAACAGCUCCAGCCCGCCCUGUCUGGCCCGCCUAGUCGAGGGGGCGGGGCAACGCUGUUUCAUUGAGGUGGAGAAAUGUAGGCAAAGUUCCGAGCUUCGGCGGCUGGAUGGGAGCUUCGCGGUGGGGAAGACAGGAGCGAGCCGCUCUUCUCGCCCCUGGCCAACCAAGUGCACAAAGGCGCGCUGGCUACUAGGCGGCUUCGGACGCUCCCGCGAUAUCGCCUGCCUAACCGCCUGGGAGAGUUUGGUGUCUCCUCGCUUGAAGCGUCCGAAGUUCUGCUGGUCCCCGACGGGGCGGCUUUUGUUAUGUCUCGGAAUCUGGCGCGCGAACUCUGAGGAUACGGGACAAGCGCAGCCACGCGCGACACAGACAGCUCCGUUUGAACUAACCCGAGGCAGUUUUCCACGCGAUAACACCCCCCUCCGCCGCCCCUGAUGAAGGCUAGAUCAAAAUGGUUCUCAAGUGAACAAAAUAAAGAGCAAUCUCUCUUCCAGAGAACCUCCGCGCCUCGAGUUGAAGCCUCCGUUGGUCUUUUUAACUUCGCUUCAGAGUUGUUGGGCUGGUUGUUGUCUUUUGGACGGGCUGCUCCAGAGAUGCCCAAGGGCCACUAAGAAGCCUGCGGGACGGGACAGAGAGCGAGAGACAAUGUUCGUUUGCUGCAGCCCUGGUCAAGGGUGGACCUCAAAGAUAGGACCUGGUGCCUGGUGACAUUGCGAGUGAUACGGUUCUCCUUUGUUCCGCCAAAACUCGACUUUGUCCGGUCUUCCAACGAUGGCAACAGAAGUGGUGUGUGGAUUGAUCUUCAGACUCCUACUUCCCAUCUGUCUAGUCAUUGCAUGUGCAUUUCGCUACAAUGGACUCUCGUUUGUCUACCUCAUCUACCUCCUACUCAUUCCUCUUUUUUCUGAACCAACAAAAACAACAAUGCAAGGGCAUACAGGCCGACUACUAAAAUCCUUGUGUUUCAUGAGUCUAACUUUUCUGCUUCUGCACAUCAUCUUUCAAAUCACAGUAAACAGCCUUGAAGCUGGUAAAAGUAUCGAACCUGAUUAUAACUGUUCAACAUGGGAGAAAACACUCCGGCAGAUUGGAUUUGAAAGUGUCAAAGGAGCAGAUGCUGGCAAUGGGAUUCGAAUUUUUGUUCCUGAUAUCGGUAUGUUCAUUGCCAGCCUGGCCAUAUGGCUUGUCUGUAGAAAUAUUGUUCAAAAAUCAGUGCAAGAUGAUGCAGGACAGUACAACGAGCAGUUUGAAAGUGAAGACAUGACACUGCCUAAGGUCAAUGAAACUGAAACACAAUCCCUGAUUGGCUGCAAUCCAGAACAGAAUGAAGGGGAAAGAGCAGAGGCAGAUGAUGCAUUAAUAUAUGAAGAUUUGGAUGAUGCAGAACAUGGAGAAGAAGAAUCUGAAGAAAACACAAAAUUAAAACUAUUGCGCAGAAUUGCCUCAAUAGCAUCCAAAAUGAAGGAAAUUAUUGGCAACAUUAUAACCACAGCUGGAAAAGUUGUUGUUACUAUUUUACUUGGUACAACAGGAAUGAUGUUGCCAUCACUCACUUCAGCUGUGUAUUUCUUUUUAUUCUUGGGUUUGUGUACAUGGUGGUCCUGUUGCCAAGUGUUUGAUCCACUGAUAUUCAGCUGUCUCUGUGUGUUAAUGGCUAUAUUCAGCGCAGGCCACUUAAUUGGACUUUACCUGUACCAGUUACAGUUUUUUCAGGAAAUUAUUCCACCAGAUGACUUUUAUGCCAGAUUGUUUGGCGUCACUUCAGUCAUUCAGACCAACUGUUCAAGCACUUGGAAAAUUAUAACUAACCCAACUUUGAAAUGGUAUCACCAUACCAGCCCCAUCUUGCUGCUGGCAUUGUACUACACCCUAGCAACUCUUGUUCGACUUUGGCUCCAUGAACCUAUUGUACAGCAUUCGCCUGAUGAUGAUGAUGAUAAAUCUGGUAAUAGGGAAGAAGAAUCAGACUGCGGUCAAGCCCAAAUGACUGCUGAAAGAAGGCGCAGUUUGUGGUAUACAAGCCGCUACACAACUGAUGAAAGAAAACUUCUGUCAAUGACUCAGGAUGAACACAAGCCAUCUGAUGUCCUCCUGGUGACAGUGAAUGGUACACCUGUUGAUUAUCAGAGCAUGCACGCUUUGUGUCCCAUAGAAAAUGGGCCUGCAAGGAUAGAUCUAUAUUCAAGACCACACUACAAAUGGGACCCAUCAGCUGAUGACUUAGAAAGGAAAGAGGAGGAGGAGGAGGAGGAGGAGGAGGAGGAAGAAGAAGAAAAUAUUGAGGAAGAAGUAAAUUCCAAAGUUCAUGCAAUGGUCACAGUUUUCCAUUUUAUCAUGAAGCAAAGUUAUGUUUGUGCUUUGAUUGCCAUGAUGGCCUGGAGUAUUACUUACCAUAGCUGGUUAACAUUUGUGAUGCUGAUAUGGUCCUGCAUACUUUGGAUGCUACGCAACCGAAGGAAAUAUGCUAUGAUCAGUUCACCUUUUAUGGUGGUUUAUGGAAACUUGUUGUUAACAUUACAAUAUAUAUGGAGUAUUGAUCUGAAAGAUGAACUUCCUGAGGUUUCAGGAUUUCUAGAACGGAAAGCUCCCACAGAAUUAGCAUCAAAGAUUCUUUUCGCAAUUACUUUUUGGCUACUGCUCAGGCAACAUCUCACUGAGCGGAAAGCUUUGCAAUUCAAAGAAGCUGUUUUAUCAGAGGUUAAAGUUGGAGAGGAAGAGAGUGAAGAAAAAGAAGAGGAAUCCCAAAAAGAUGAAGAGGAAUACCAAAAAGAUGAAGAGGAAUCCCAAAAAGAUGAAGAGGAGGAAUCUGAGGAAGAAGAGGAAGAUGUAAUGAAAGUCUUGGGAAACCUGGUGAUGGCUAUGUUCGUUAAGUACUGGAUUUAUGUCUGUGGAGGAAUGUUCUUUUUUGUCAGCUUUGAAGGAAAAAUUGUCAUGUACAAAAUCAUCUACAUGAUGCUCUUCUUGUUCUGUGUAGUCCUAUAUCAGGUGCACUAUGAAUGGUGGCGGCGAAUUUUGAAAUAUUUUUGGAUGUCAGUGGUAGUUUACACUAUGCUAGUACUUAUUUUCAUCUACACAUAUCAGUUUGAAUCAUUUCCUGGAUUGUGGAAAAACAUGACAGGAAUGAAUGACAACCAACUAAAAGAUCUUGGCUUAGAGAAGUUUACUACAGCAAAAUUGUUUACCCGCAUCUUUAUUCCAACCUCCUUUUUGUUAGUGUGCAUAUUACACCUGCAUUACUUCCAUGAUCGUUUCCUCCAACUCACAGAUUUAAAAGCCAUAAUUAGCAAACAGGACAGCGCCAUUUACAGGCUCGUUCAUCAAGAUGGAAGCCUGCCUGAUAUCACAAUGAUAAAUUUAAAUGCCAAUAUUGAGAAGGAGAAGGGAAAUGUUUUACAAGAGCAGGAAAAUGUUUUACAAGAGCAAGAAAAAGACGAGCAGGAAAAAAUGUUCCAAGAACCAGAACAAUGCACGAUGGAAAGGAGAGAGAUAAGAGAUAAGGAAGAAGGGAACGAAAAUGAAGAGGAGGAAGUUGAAGAAAAUGAAGAUGAGGAGGAUGAAUCUGAGACAGAAGAAAUAUCAGAUUUAAGAAACAAAUGGCAUUUGGUAAUUGAUCGCCUCACCGUACUUUUCUUGAAAUUUCUUGAAUGCUUUCAUAAGCUGCAAGUUUUUGUGUGGUGGCUUUUGGAACUACACAUUAUCAAAAUUGUUUCAUCAUAUAUUAUCUGGGUCACAGUAAAAGAGGUUUCUCUCCUUAACUAUGUGUUUUUGAUUGCCUGGGCUUUUGCUCUGCCAUAUUCUCAGCUCCGCCCAUUGGCAUCCAGUAUCUGCACUGUGUGGACCUGUGUGAUUAUCAUCUGCAAAAUGUUGUACCAGCUCGGAUCUAUUAAUCCUGAAAUGUUUUCUGUCAACUGCACAAUGCCUAACACAAUUGAGAAGCUAGAAGACAUGAAUGAAUCACUUCUUUACAAAAAAGCCAUUGAUCCGACUGAGUGGGUUGGAUUAAGAAAGUCUAGUCCUCUUCUUGUAUAUUUGAGGAAUAACCUGCUGAUGUUGGCGAUUCUGGCCUUUGAAGUAACUAUUUACCGGCAUCAGGAGUACUACAGAUGUCGAAACAAUCUCACAGCACCUGAGACAAAAACAAUUUUUCAUGAUAUUACCAGAUUACACUUGGAUGAUGGAGUACCUAGUUGUCUUAAAUACUUCAUAAACUACUUCUUCUAUAAGUUUGGUUUGGAGAGCUGUUUCCUCUUGUCAGUUAAUGUAAUUGGUCAACGAAUGGAUUUCUAUGCCAUGAUUCAUGCCUUUGCGUUAAUUGCUGUUCUGUAUCGACGCAGAAGAAAAGCCAUUGCAGAGAUCUGGCCAAAGUACUGCUGUUUUUUAUCAUGCAUCAUUACAUUCCAGUACUUUAUUUGUAUUGGCAUCCCACCUGCUCCUUGCAUAGAUUAUCCAUGGAGAAGUCCUAAUGCCAACUUCAACUCUAAUAUCAUCAAAUGGCUAUACUUUCCAGAUUUUAUUAAAAAACCAAAUCCAGUCUUUCUUGUCUAUGAUUUCAUGUUGCUGCUAUGGGCAUCCUUACAAAGGCAAACAUUUGAAGAUGAGAACAAGGCUGCUGUACGUAUCAUGGCUGGAGACAAUGUGGAGAUCUGCAUGAACCUUGAUGCAGCAUCAUUUAGCCAACACAAUCCUGUUCCUGAUUUUAUCCAUUGCCGAUCUUACCUAGAUAUGGGUAAAGUGAUAACAUUCAGUUACCUCUUCUGGUUUGUCCUAACCAUCAUCUUUAUAACAGGAACCACUCGGAUCAGUAUAUUUUGUAUGGGCUACUUGGUAGCUUGUUUCUAUUUCCUGCUCUUUGGAGGAGAUUUGUUACUCAAACCUAUCAGAAGCAUUCUUCGCUAUUGGGACUGGCUGAUAGCUUAUAAUGUCUUUGUGAUUACCAUGAAAAAUAUAUUAUCGAUAGGAGCAUGUGGCUACAUCCAGUCAUUAAUUCAAAACAGUUGUUGGGUGAUUCAGGCAUUUAGCCUGGCCUGUACAGUUAAGGGUUACAAAAUUCCUUCAGAUAAAAAUACAGACUGUAAACUACCUAGUGGAGAGGCAGGAAUCAUCUGGGACAGCAUUUGCUUUGCUUUCCUCUUGCUGCAAAGAAGAGUCUUCAUGAGUUACUACUUUCUUCAUGUGGUUGCUGAUAUUAAAGCUUCACAGAUCCUGGCGUCCAGAGGUGCUGAACUUUUCCAGGCCACAAUUGUGAAGGCUGUAAAAGCAAGAAUUGAGGAAGAGAAAAAAUCAAUGGAUCAACUGAAGAGACAAAUGGAUCGUAUCAAAGCCAGGCAACAAAAGUAUAAAAAGGGUAAAGAAAGGAUGUUGAGCAUGAACCAAGAAUCCUCAGAUGGGCAAGCAAUUGAGAAGGCUACUGAAGAUGAUGAUGAUGGAGAAGCAGACAAAGAGAAAGCCAAGGGCAAAAAAAAGCAGUGGUGGCGGCCUUGGGUUGAUCAUGCUUCUAUGGUCAGAAGUGGAGAUUAUUAUUUGUUUGAGACGGACAGUGAAGAAGAGGAAGAUGAAGAAAAAAAAGAAGAGGAAGAACUUCCAAAAAGAUCUGCAUUUCAGAGAGCUAUUGCGAAAUUUGCUUCUGCCAUUUUAGCCUUGCCAAAGUCUGUUAUUAAACUGCCCAAAACUAUUCUUCAGUAUUUAAUCAGAGCUGCAAAGUUUGUUUAUCAGGCCUGGAUUACUGAUCCUAAAACUGCCCUCCGACAGAGGCGCAAAGAGAAAAAAAAGGAUGAAAAAGAAAAGGGACAAAGGCGGAAAGGAUCUGGGGAUGUUGGUAUAGAUAUGGAAUGGGAAGAACGAGAAGAACCUGUCAAAAAGAAAUCCUCAGGCGGACCUGAUAACAUUAUCAAAAGAAUAUAUAAUAUUUUGAAGUUUACCUGGGUUCUCUUUCUGGCAACAAUAGACAGUUUUACAGCUUGGCUCAAUUCGAUUUCAAGAGAGCACAUUGAUAUUUCCACUGUGCUAAGAAUCGAGAGGUGCAUGCUUACUAGAGAAAUCAAAAAGGGGAAUGUUCCAACUCGAGAGAGUAUCCAUAUGUAUUAUCACAACCAAAUAAUGAAACUUUCUAGGGAAUCUGGAUUGGAUGAAAUGUAUGAACCUGGACAGGCUGAGAGGACAGCAAGUCUAGAAUCUGCACUUUCUCAUGACAGUGAAUCCAGCUGCUGCACUGAAGCAACCACGCUGUUGUUAUCAAGGCAGUCUACCCUUGAUGAUUUAGAUGGACCAGAUCCUAUUCCUAAAACAAGUGAGCGUGCGCGACCUAGGCUUCGUAAAAUGUACAGCAUGGAUAUGUCCUCCUCAUCUGCUGACAGUGGCAGUAUAGUGUCAAGUGAGGCUACCCAAAUCACCAUGCUGUAUUCUCGUCAGGGGACAGCAGAAACUAUUGAAGAGGUUGAGGGGGAGGAGCACGAAGAAGAAGGGGUAGAUACUCCAUCAAGACAACAGCAUGACAUGGAAGAUUUUUGUAUAGAUUCUGAAGGAGCUGCAUAUACUUCUGAUACAGAUAUGCCAUCUUAUUCUGCUUUGGAUGGCAUUGCUGAACCACCUCCUUCAUACAGCAAAGCUGUGAGCCUAGAACUUUUUCCUUUAGAUGACUCCCAAGAUGACUUUUCUGACAAAAACCAUAUGAUGGUGAGCCCAGAUGAAAAUCAGUCUGACAAACCAGAAGAUUCUAUACUCCCUCCUUUGACACAUGAGCUAACUGCAAGUGAACUACUUCUAAACAAAAUGUUUCAUGAUGAGGAACUGGAUGAGUCAGAAAAAUUCUAUUCUGGUCAACCUCGUUUUUUGCUGCUUGUUUAUGCUCUAUAUAAUACACUUGUGGCGCGUUCAGAAAUCGUGUGUUAUUUUGUAAUUAUUCUUAAUCACAUGAUCUCUGCCUCAGUGAUUACCCUUGUGCUUCCUAUUCUUAUAUUCCUUUGGGCCAUGCUCUCCAUUCCGAGGCCUAGCAAACGGUUUUGGAUGACAGCUAUAGUCUACACUGAGGUAACUAUUGUUAUAAAAUAUUUUUUCCAGUUUGGCUUCUUUCCUUGGAAUAAACACUUAGAGCUCAGUAAGAAUAAGCCUAUGUUUGCUCCCAAUAUUAUUGGUGUUGAGAAGAAAGAGGGUUAUGUUCACUAUGACCUUGUACAGCUACUUGCCUUGUUUUUCCAUCGAUCCAUUUUAAAGUGUCAUGGAUUGUGGGAUGAAGAUGAUGGAGGAGAAAAUUGCAGUAGUAAAGGUGACUCUGAUGAUGAGUCAGCUGAGUCAGAUAGGAGAGGUUCUGCUGAUUCUUUGACAUCAGUCAAUUUGGCAGCAUCUGUUGAAUCCAUACAUGUCCAUUUCCCAGAGCAGCAGACUGCCAUCCGUAGGAAAAGUUCAAGCAGUGGCUCACAACUUUCUCACAGAUCCAGCUUCUCCUCACACCGUUCAAAGAGAGGAAGUACCAGCACACGGAACAGCAGUCAAAAAGGAAGCAGCGUGGUGAGCAUAAAACGAAAAUCAAGGAAAGAACUUCUCAUGGACAAGCUACGAGAACAACUUGUCAUAGCUAAAGCAUUUACCAUUAAAAAGAUACUUCAAGUAUAUGUGCCUAUCAAACAGUUUUUCUACAAUCUUAUCCACCCAGAGUACAGUGCUGUGACAGAUGUUUAUGUCCUAAUGUUCCUUGCUGAUACUGUGGACUUCAUUAUCAUUGUGUUUGGAUUUGGGGCUUUUGGGAAACACUCUGCAGGAGCAGAUAUUACCUCAUCAUUAUCAGAGGAUCAAGUGCCAAGUGCGUUCUUAGUGAUGGUGCUAAUUCAGUUUGGAACCAUGGUAGUAGAUCGGGCAUUGUAUCUGAGAAAGACUGUCAUGGGAAAAGUCAUCUUCCAGGUCAUCCUUGUUUUUGGUAUACACUUUUGGAUGUUCUUUAUCUUGCCUGGAGUGACAGACAGGAAAUUUAGCCAAAAUACAGUUGCACAACUUUGGUAUUUUGUGAAAUGUGUUUAUUUUGGAUUAUCAGCAUAUCAGAUACGCUGUGGCUACCCAACCCGUGUACUCGGCAAUUUCCUCACAAAAAGUUAUAAUUAUGUAAACCUCUUCUUAUUUCAAGGAUUCCGCUUGGUGCCAUUCUUGACUGAGCUGAGGGCAGUAAUGGACUGGGUUUGGACAGAUACCACAUUAAGCCUUUCUAGCUGGAUCUGUGUUGAAGAUAUUUAUGCUCAUAUAUUCAUCCUAAAGUGCUGGCGAGAGUCUGAAAAAAGAUAUCCGCAGCCAAGGGGCCAGAGGAAGAAAAAGGCUGUGAAGUAUGGAAUGGGUGGCAUGAUUAUCGUUUUGCUGAUUUGUAUUGUAUGGUUCCCACUGCUCUUCAUGUCUCUAAUCAAAUCUGUUGCAGGCGUCACAAAUAAGCCUCUUGAUGUAUCCAUCACAAUAACUUUAGGAGGCUACCAGCCUAUUUUUACUAUGAGUGCUCAGCAGAGUCAACUAAAAAAUAUGACAGCAAAGCAAUACACUGAUUUCAAAAAACAUUUUGAGAAGAAUACGGCUGCUUUACAGUUUCUAGAAAACUACGGUAUGGAAGAUAUAACUGUUGCAUACCUAGAAGGCAAUUCAGAUUCCUUAUGGACUAUCAGCCCUCCCAGCAGAAAAAAUAUGAUUGAGGAGCUUAAUUCAGAAAAUUCUGAUUUUUCUGUAGUUGUUUCAUGGAGCAUUCAAAGAAAUGCCUCUCUUGGAGCAAAAGCAGAAACAACAUCAGAUAAACAGAAUCACAACCUACAAAAGGAAGCAAGAAAAAACAUCGCUAAAAUGAUGAACAGCACAAAGGAAAUUACAAUAGUGAGACUGCCUGAAGUGUAUCCACAUUAUAUCAAGGCACCUGGUGAUUCUGUUGCAAAACCUAUAAAGCAGUUUUUAACAGGUGGAAAAAAUGAAGACAUCACUGUUUCACUGUGGAAGAGUAAUAUAACUGAGUGGUGGGUUCUAAACCAGACUUCAAAAAUUGUGGGACAAACAAACAAUACAGGUCUGGAACUUAUUGUCUUCAGUGACAAAGUUAGCCCUCCUAGCCUUGGAUUCUUGGCGGGCUAUGGCAUCAUGGGAUUAUAUGCUUCAGUUGUCCUGGUAAUAGGAAAAUUUGUCCGUGAGUUCUUCAGUGGGAUUUCCCACUCCAUAAUGUUUGAAGAGCUUCCCAAUGUAGAUCGCAUCCUCAAACUGUGUACUGAUAUCUUCUUAGUGCGAGAGACUGGAGAACUGGAAUUGGAGGAAGACCUAUAUGCAAAAUUAAUAUUCCUGUACCGCUCACCAGAGACUAUGAUCAAAUGGACUAGAGAAAAAACAAAUUGAUCUUUUGGGGAUUCACAUUGUAAUUCAAGAUGACUUCAUCUGAUUGUCAUUUUUUUAAAUAAAAGCACAACAUUCUCUUAA